Molecule: messenger RNA, 438 nt
Organism: Zingiber officinale
Lineage: Eukaryota; Viridiplantae; Streptophyta; Magnoliopsida; Zingiberales; Zingiberaceae
Exons: 2
Coding region: 1-438 (145 amino acids)
Molecular function (GO): nucleic acid binding
Source: RefSeq, a predicted model, not a curated record
AUGAACAUCGUGGGGUCAUUCCCCAUGGCAAUUGGUCAGCGGAGGAUUCUGCUCGUCGUUGUGGACUACUUCUCAAAAUGGGUGGAGGUCAAGCCGCUAGCAAGAAUAAGUGAGCAGAUGAGCAACGGCCAGGCGGAGGUCACAAACCGAGAGAUCCUCAGAGGCUUACAAACUCGGCUCAACCACGUAAGAGGUAGCUGGGUUGACGAGCUUUCAAGUGUCUUGUGGGUACUUCACACGACUCCAAAGGAGGCGACCGACGUAACCCUAUUCCAGCUGGUGUACAAAAGGGAAGUGGCGGUUCCUGUAAAGAUUGGAGUAGAAUCCGACUGGGUGCAACUCUACGACAAGAGAAAUGGCGAGCAAAGGUUAAUGGAGCUCGACUUGGUGGAUGAAGUGCAGGAUAAAGUGGUUGUUUGGCUAAUGGCUUAUCGAUAG